Messenger RNA from Plasmodium adleri (nom. inval.), 969 nucleotides. RefSeq names its product 4-nitrophenylphosphatase. The record is from RefSeq and is a predicted model, not a curated record. Gene Ontology annotation, molecular function: phosphatase activity. The transcript has a single exon. The coding region runs from base 1 to 969 and encodes 322 amino acids. NCBI's taxonomy places the organism in Eukaryota, Apicomplexa, Aconoidasida, Haemosporida, Plasmodiidae.
AUGGCUUUAAUUUAUUCCAGUAAUAAAAAAGAUGAUGAUAUUAUUAACAUUGAAAAGGAAUAUGAGAAUUUUUUGAAAGAAUGGAACUUAAAGAAGAUGAUAAAUAGUAAAGACUUGUGUUUAGAAUUUGAUGUUUUUUUUUUUGAUUGUGAUGGAGUUUUAUGGCAUGGAAAUGAAUUAAUAGAAGGUUCUAUUGAAGUAAUAAAUUAUUUAUUGAAUGAAGGAAAAAAAGUAUAUUUUAUUACUAAUAAUUCUACAAAAUCACGAGCUAGCUUUUUAGAAAAAUUUCACAAGUUAGGUUUUACAAAUGUAAAAAGAGAACAUAUUAUAUGUACAGCAUAUGCUGUUACAAAAUAUUUAUACGAUAAAGAAGAAUAUAGAUUAAGAAAAAAAAAAAUUUAUGUUAUUGGAGAAAAAGGAAUAUGUGAUGAAUUAGAUGCAUCUAAUCUUGAUUGGUUAGGAGGUUCUAAUGAUAAUGAUAAAAAAAUUAUUUUAAAAGAUGAUUUAGAAAUUAUUGUAGAUAAAAAUAUAGGAGCAGUAGUUGUAGGUAUAGAUUUUAAUAUUAAUUAUUAUAAAAUUCAAUAUGCUCAAUUAUGUAUUAACGAAUUAAAUGCUGAAUUUAUAGCUACGAAUAAAGAUGCUACAGGUAAUUUUACAUCUAAACAAAAAUGGGCAGGUACCGGUGCAGUUGUAUCAAGUAUUGAAGCUGUGUCUUUAAAAAAACCUUUAAUUGUAGGUAAACCUAACGUAUAUAUGAUAGAAAAUGUUUUAAAAGAUUUGAAUAUUCAUCAUUCUAAAGUUGUUAUGGUUGGAGAUAGAUUAGAAACAGAUAUACAUUUUGCAAAAAAUUGUAAUAUUAAAUCAAUACUUGUUUCGACAGGUGUAACCAAUGCAAAUAUUUAUUUAAACCAUAAUAGUCUUAACAUUCACCCUGAUUAUUUUAUGAAAUCAAUAUCGGAAUUAUUAUAA